AUGCAGGAGCUGAAGGUGUUUACGCGGCAGUAUGCAUGCAGGGGUCGAAAUAAGCGAUGGUCCGAUGGUCCGGGGCCAGGAGAUAACAACGAGGUGCGGCGCACGACAAUGCGGGAGCUGAAGAUGCUGCGCAUGCUGAAGCUGGAGAACAUCGUCGAGCUGAAGGAGGCCUUCCGUCGUCGCGGGAAGCUCUACCUCGUCUUCGAAUACGUCGACCGGAACAUGUUGCAAGAGUUAGAGCAGCUGCCUAAAGGAGCAGGGCUUCCCAGUGACAAGAUCAGAAGCUACGUCUACCAGCUGGUGAAGGCAGUGCACUGGUGCCAUAACCAUGACAUCAUACACAGAGACAUUAAGCCCGAGAAUCUGCUCAUCAGUUCUAACGACGUCCUCAAGCUGUGCGACUUCGGUUUCGCGCGGACCACGCAGGGAGAGCAGACGGCUAAUUACACUGACUACGUGGCGACGCGGUGGUACCGGGCACCAGAGCUGCUGCUAGGAGGCUCGUACGGCAAGGCGGUCGACGUCUGGUCGAUCGGCUGCAUCCUUGGGGAGCUGAGCGAUGGCCGGGCACUCUUCCCGGGCGAGAGCGAGAUCGACCAGCUCUACACGAUCCAGCGCGUGCUCGGCCCGCUGCCGCCGCAGCAGAUGCACCUCUUCUACACGAACGGCAACUUUGCCGGCUACAACUUUCCAGCGGCACAGAACUGCAUGACCCUCGAAAAGCGCUACGAAGGUGUCAUGAGUGGUGUCAUUUUGGCCUUGAUGAAGAGGGUGCUGGUGUAUGACCACCACCAUCGAGCCUCGAUUGAGGAGUGUAGGAGACACGAAUCGUUUCACACGGAAUUUUCCUGCGACAAAUCUCUCUUCGACAAACACAUCUUGCCUGCACCGAUCGGAGACAUAGAGAUAAGCGUAGAACGGACGGCAAGCGAGGAGACAGCAGACUCGGGAAUCAUUGCUCUUCACAGUUCGCCGUCUAGUCGAGGAGUAAAAGCGCAGGAGAAAUCGGGACUAUCCUCGAGCCAACGCGCAGAUUUGCACGAGGAUCUCAUCGCUGCGGACGCCGCGAAACCUGUUUUGGCCGGCAAGUCGACGCUCGCCGCGAAAACUAGACUGACCAACGAAGAGAUGCUCCCCGCAAACCAUCAGAAAACUAAUCGGCAUGGCAAGUCCGUUGCAACUGUGCAGAAAACUAGUCCACCUAGCAAGUCGUCCGCAAAUGUGCCUGCGGUAACUAGUCCGCCUAACAAAUCAAUGGCUCCUGCAACCGUGCAGAAAACUAGUCCACCUAGCAAGUCGUCCGCAAAUGUGCCACCGGUAACUAGUCCGUCUAACAAAACAAUGGCUCCUGCAACCGUGCAGAAAACUAGUCCACCCAAAAAAUCACCAGCAAGUGUGCCGGUAACUAGUCCGCCUAACAAAACAACUAGUCCACCCAAAAAAUUACCAGCAAGGGGGCCUGCGGUAACCAGUCCGCCGGGUAAACCCGCAAAAUCGCAAACGACUAGUCCUCCUUCCAUCAGGCAAGUAUCGCCCGCAAACGCACAGAGAAGGUCAGCUCCAAAACUCUCCGGCGCGGCAACGAGUUCGCCGACGAAGAGCGCCGAUCCUCGCUCAAGCCACGCGCUCGACGUAUCGAAAAAGCUGAUAGAGGGCGCCGAUGUGUCGUCGACGAAGCUGGCCGCGCAGCCGCCGGGCGCGAACGCUCGGGUCAGUCCCCCCCAGCUCAGUAAGUCCGUGCCAACGAAGCUGAACGUGGUGAAGCUCUCCCUCGCCGGCGACCCGCCCGCGCCCACCGCCAGCCGGCUGCAGUUCGCUCGCCUCGUGAAGAAGUGCGUGAAGACUGUGUCGCUGCGGGACCCGGGCGCGCGCGCUGCCGACGUCGCGUUCGGCCGGCCGACCGAGGUGCGGCUCAGCGUCGCCGGCAACGCGAAGGAGGUCGCGCAUCUCUCCUUCCUCAACAUGCUGCAGCAGUGCAAGAGCACGAAGGAAGCCACUGGAGGAGGAGGAGGAGGAGGAGGAGGCCGGGAGGAUGGCAUCGUCGUCUCCAAGCGGGCAAAACUCGACGAGACCCGCCUCGCGGAAGACACGACCGAGGUGUCGCCGCCACCGCCGCCGCCCAUCGCCACCACGCGGCGGAGGCACGGGCGCGAUCGUCGCCGCAGCGACGCGAAGACGACGCUGAUGCCAACGCUGACGCCGACGCUGACGACGCGGGAGCUGCCGCUGGGCUUCUCCGGCUCGAGUCAGGUGAUGGGGAACGCGCCCGAGGGCCACGACUUGCGGUCGAGUCUCGCGGCUUCCUCCCUCGCCGCCGCACCGAGGACUCCGGCUCCCGCCCUCCAGCCUCGCUGCCGGUCGCCGCCUCACAAGGCAGCGGCGGCGGCGGGGAGUCGGAGCCAGGCGGCCGCUCUCAACACGUACACGGUGAACUUCAAGGCGCGGCGGGCGUCGCACGGCGGUGAUAAUGACGAGGAGGCGGCGGCGGCGGCUUGCAGCCAGCAGGGGUCUCCUCCGCAUCACAGGGGCAGCAGGGGCCACGUGCCGAAACGCACCCCCAGUCAAGAAAACUCUGUGAAGUCUCUCACGCAGCGACUGGCCAACGCCAAGAUUCAGGACGACAUUUCAGUUGCCAUGCCGAGUCUCGACAAAUCUCAGUUGGGCUUUGAAAGAUCUCAGGGCAUGAGUACGUCUCCGAUACCAACAUCGAUGCCUGCGCUAAGUAAGACUUCCCAGGAGACGAGAGGCCAGGCUGGGGAUUGGACGUAUUGGGGUGCGGACGGGGCAUUGGGCUCCCAUGUGGGAUCACGUGCAAAGCGAAAGCAGCACAAAUAUCAAACCUCGGACCAAAAACACGUUUGAGAGCGAUAGAAUCAUG
This is a messenger RNA of Priapulus caudatus, 2878 nucleotides long. RefSeq names its product cyclin-dependent kinase-like 5. Gene Ontology annotation, molecular function: ATP binding; MAP kinase activity. The transcript is spliced from 11 exons. The record is from RefSeq and is a predicted model, not a curated record. The coding region runs from base 1 to 2862 and encodes 953 amino acids. Gene Ontology annotation, biological process: intracellular signal transduction; protein phosphorylation. Gene Ontology annotation, cellular component: cytoplasm; nucleus. NCBI's taxonomy places the organism in Eukaryota, Metazoa, Priapulida, Priapulimorpha, Priapulimorphida, Priapulidae.